This is a messenger RNA of Cokeromyces recurvatus, 1707 nucleotides long. RefSeq lists its product as uncharacterized. The transcript is spliced from 4 exons. The record is from RefSeq and is a predicted model, not a curated record. Lineage: Eukaryota; Fungi; Mucoromycota; Mucoromycetes; Mucorales; Mucoraceae. The coding region runs from base 1 to 1485 and encodes 494 amino acids.
AUGACAUUACAGCCAAACAUCAAUAUCAAAAUUAAUAACAAUAACAAUUACAAUUACAAUGACAACAUUAUACAUUCAGACCACAGAAAUACAUCAAUAAACAAUAAAAACGACAAUGACACGGGUAAGGAAGCAAAAGCAACAAGUUCCAGUACACUUAUGACAGCAACUGAUACAGUAGCUUCCAGUAUCCUAGCUCAGUCAGUUAAACGUUCAUUGAGUGAAAUUAGUGUGGGGACAGUGAAUACAGAAAACGCACUAAGCUCGUUAUUCUCUACUUUAUAUAAUUUAUAUAAAGGAGAGCCUAUAUGGCUAAAUCAAAUACAAAAAAUGGAAGCUACAACAUUACAAAACAAGGUAUUCAACUAUUGCAUUGAUGGGCUUCAAAAUUUUAGCAAUUUAACAGUUACGCAACGAUCAAACCUACGUGUGUUGCUAUCUGGGGUGAUCAAUACCAUCGAUAAAAAUUACAGAGAUGAAGUUGAAAAAAUAAUUGGUGGUAACAAGUUAAAAGCAAUACUACAUCAACACACAACUAGUAUUGAUAAUAAUUAUCCAGACAAAAGAUGGAUUAAAAUCAAAGAAAAACUUCGUUCAUACUAUACUAAUAAUAAUAUUGGGGCAAUGAAUGAAAUACAUAAGUAUGUAAUAAGGGAGAAAAGUAGAAUAAUAGGAGACGAUAAACAGAUAGCUGAAUCUUUUGAGCUCAAGAUAUUCACAAUUAUUGACUUUAUCGUUGAUCAAUACAGUGCCGUACAGAUUAAGUCCGGUGAACACACAUCAUAUGCUACAAAAAUUCAACAUGAGCUUAAUGAGUUUGAGUACGGCACUCUAGAUAAAGGUGUUAUGGGAAGGAGAAUUGCUUUGUUAUUGACAGGCAAAGUUUUGAAUGACAAAAAUGAAGAAGUCGAUAUUGAGUCAUCAUCUAUUGAAAUUAAGCCUGCAUGUGUUACUGAUGAUAUCGAGCGAAUACAAUUUAAUAAAAACGUUCGUACAAGCAAGUGCCUCCUAUACCAAUAUCUCGUACACAGUGGUAACAAUAGCAAUAUAAACAACGUGAUGUAUAGUAACAGUCCAGGUAGUAGUGAUGAUAAGCAUAGUAACAUCAGUGAUAAUCAAGGCAGCAACAACAAAAACAGAAAUAAUAAACAUAUAAUAUCUAUGGAUGUUGUUGGCUUAAAUGCGUUUCUCUAUAAUGUAUAUCAAUACGAAGACAUGAUUUUAGCUGUAAAGGAAACAGAAAGUGCGCUAUUCUUACCAGCAGAUGAAGAUGACUUGGAAGAAUUCUUGAUGGGCACAUCAAUAGAUCAGUUAUUAUAUUAUAUUAAAUAUAUUUCAACUACAUACAGGAAUUUGAAAAAAGCAUCCAAGAUAUUCAAAAGAAGAAGGUCUACUGAUAGAAGAAGCGGAUUGUUUUAUUCUGGUGAAGCAGCAUCACCACUCAAUGAUUUUCCUGUACAGACUUUCUAUACUCCUAAACGUUGAUAUAGAUUUAUAUAUAGAUUUAGUCACUUUAUUAUUAUUAAUUAAAUUUUUAUAUGCUAUAUUAAUUAAAAUAUAUUUAUCAUUUUGCUAUUUGCAUCAAAUCAUAAAAAAACUUGAUUUUUAAGGCCUUUUAACUUGAACACUUGAAUUAGGUACAAUAGAUUAUAUUAUCAUCCCCUUUUAUCUCUCACAAGUGUAGUUUAUUCUUUAAGCUCUAUGAAU